Messenger RNA from Sorex fumeus (smoky shrew), 1317 nucleotides. RefSeq names its product MARVEL domain containing 3 (gene MARVELD3). The record is from RefSeq and is a predicted model, not a curated record. NCBI's taxonomy places the organism in Eukaryota, Metazoa, Chordata, Mammalia, Eulipotyphla, Soricidae. The coding region runs from base 1 to 1317 and encodes 438 amino acids. The transcript is spliced from 3 exons. Gene Ontology annotation, cellular component: membrane.
AUGGAGGGGCCGUCGAGGCCCCGCGAGUCGCGGCCCCGGCCGAGAGAGCGCGACCCGGGGCGGCCUCCCCGCUCCGACCGAGAGCGCCGGCCCGAGCGGCCGCGGGACGGAGCCGGGACGCGGCGCGGGGACAGGAGCAGGGACGGGCGCGGGGACGAGCGCGGCGACGGACGUGGGGACAGGAGCGGGGACAGGAGGGGGGACGGGCGCGGGGACAGGAGGGGAGACAGGAGAGGGGACAGGAGCGGGGACAGGAAGGGGGACGGGCGUGGGGAACGCUACGGGGACAGGAGCGUGGACGGGCGUUGGGACGGGCGCGGGGACCGCAGCGGGGACAGGCGCGGGGACAGGCGCGACCGGGACCGGGCGAGGGGCCGAGAGUCCCUCUACGACUUGGCCGCGCCCUGGGAGCCUGGCGAGGGGGAGCAGCGAGCUGGAGGGAGACCCCGCCCCGGCCGGACGCGGGAAGCCGCCCCGCCCCCCGGAGCAGCGCCUUGGGGACCCCCGGAGCCGCCGCCCGCCUGGAACCAGAUUUACGGGUACCGCGGGCCGGAAAGUGAGUUCGCUGCAGAGAGCUACCUGCCCCCAUACCCUGGACGCGAGGACGUGGAAUAUUACCAGUCGGAGGCCCAGGGCCUCCUGGAUUGCCACAAAUGCCGCUACCUGUGUACUGCGAGAGGUGUGGUACAGAUAGUGGAGGUGAUCCUGAACGGGAUGGUGCUCAUGUGCAUCGUGGCCUCCUACUUUGCGCUGGCGGGAUUCAGCGCCAGCUUCACCAGUGGAGGCAGCUUCGGGAACAACUAUUUUCCGUUUGAGGGCACCGAGCUGGAACAGGUUCGCCAGCUGGACCAGCAGUACACGGUCCUGCGCUCGCCCCUGAUAUACGGCGGCGUGGCCGUGUCCCUGGGCCUGGGGGUCCUCACCAUGGGCGUCCUGCUUCAAGGAGCCAAGAGCCUGAGCAGGCUGCCGCCCCGGUGGCUGCUCGUGGAGGUGGCCUUCAGCGUGCUGGCGGCUGUGGGCUACUGUGUGGGCAUCGGCUUCUACCUGCAUGGAGCCCUUCGCAUCAACGCCACGGACACGUGCAAGGCCCGGGAGAGGCUGUACGCCCGCAGAGGUCUCACGUGGAUGAACUGCCAGCUGGCUGGCACCGACGGGGCGGCCGCCACCUUCGCCUGCCUGCUGGUGCUGAUGUACAGUGCCAGCGUGGUGCUGGCCGUUCGGAACAUUCGGGAGCAGAAGCGUCUCUGCAAGGACAGCCAGUCAGUGCCCGCGAGUUACGGACACGCCCCCGAGUAUCUGUGGUCGGGAACACUCUGA